AGAAGAACACUGAGCAUGUGGCAGCCCUACAUUCCUCAUUGUGUGUCCAAGCUCUCCCAUUGGUUCCAAACUGUGAGAACCUCCAACAAGCCCAAGACCCACACAUUCAUAUGGAGAUUUGGGAGUAUAAAUAGAGGAGCUGCAGCCAGUACAAAUCAGACCCACUCUACACAGAGAGAUCUACAGCACAGAGACACAGCCAUGGCACCAACCAUCACUUCAGCACUGAACAUCUCAAACGAGCACCUACCUCUGAACAACAAGCUGAGGAAGCCGAUGGUGGAGAAGAUGCGCAGAGAUCGUAUCAACAGCAGCAUUGAGCAGCUGAAGUCUCUCCUGGCUCCAGAGUUCCUCAACCAGCAGCCUGACUCCAAACUGGAGAAAGCAGAUAUCCUGGAGAUGACAGUCAGCUUCCUGAGACAAAAGCAGCAGCAGCAGUCUGCAUUCUCCUCCAGCUCAACAGCUGUCAAUCAAGGCUUUUCCAGAUGUGUCCAUGACAUUGUUCACUUCCUGUCUAAAGAAGAGGUGAAGACACAGAGCCAGAGAAAACUGCUGAACCACUUCCAGAAUCUGCAGCCAUCUUCAGACGAGAACAGGAGGGAAAGUGUUGUGGUUCAGCUGAGCUCUACAGAGCAGCAGAUCAUCAGCAAAGAGAAGAGUUCAGUUAAGAGCUCCCUCUGGAGGCCCUGGUGAAGAGGAGAUCAAGACUCAAAGCUGGAAACACAAGUCUAUGUGGACUAUUGUAUGUUUUUACUUCUGUGUGAACAGGACUAUAUUGUUAAAACUUAACAUCUUAUUAUUGUCUUAUGGCAAUAGACUGAUGCCUUUCUACUUCAAGAAAGAUUCUCCAUGAAGAUGCUGGUAGAAUCCAGUUGGGAUCUACAGUCUUGAUAAUGCAUGUUUAUGAUAAACACAAAUAUUAUAGAAAAACUGUUUUCAGUUUUUAGGGUAAAAAAACUCAUUUGAUCAUAUAUUUUGAUUAUAUUUGAUCAGUUUUUAUCACAUUUUAGAGAAUUGGUUGCCAGUUACACUGUGAAAUACAUGUACUAUGUACAUUCUGGAUGAAUACACUAGAUUUAUAUAGUGGUCUAUAAGCAUCAAAUGCCUUCUAUGAAGGUGAUCACAUUCUGAUUAAUACAGAAUUAUUAAGCGUUAAAUGUCCAUUUAUUUGAAAUGGGAUUUUACUGUCUUUUUUGUCAGUAUGUUGAUUAUUCAUCCCUUUUUUCUCAUUUUAUUU
Molecule: messenger RNA, 1237 nt
Organism: Hemibagrus wyckioides
Lineage: Eukaryota; Metazoa; Chordata; Actinopteri; Siluriformes; Bagridae
Product: transcription factor HES-5-like
Exons: 2
Coding region: 16-693 (225 amino acids)
Biological process (GO): regulation of neurogenesis; regulation of transcription by RNA polymerase II; anterior/posterior pattern specification
Cellular component (GO): nucleus
Molecular function (GO): RNA polymerase II cis-regulatory region sequence-specific DNA binding; DNA-binding transcription factor activity, RNA polymerase II-specific; protein dimerization activity
Source: RefSeq, a predicted model, not a curated record